UGCACGUUUACAUCUUUCUCACAGCACCCAGUGAGCUGAGGAGAUCACUUGUUGUUGUGAGCCAUGGUGAUGAAGUGUACUGUGUGCUUUGUGGCACUGGCCUUGCUUGGUAGCUUCUGUAAGGCUCAAUGGGGAUUUAACCCAAAACCUAACCAGAAUCCAGGGAUUCCUCCGCCCAUCAAACAGGUUCCUCACAAUCCCCAACAGACAAAGCAGACAUUUGAGAAACCUCUCACCUGGAAAUACCCUCAAGAUCCCGACCCUCUACCCAAAGAAAAUGUGCCUUUCGAGCUGAGAUCUCCUGUGGCUGCUUCAUCUGUCUCUGUAGAUUGCAGAGAGAAGAUUGUUCAUGUGGAAGUCAGGAAGGACAUGUUUGGGACAGGACAGCUCAUCAAUCCCGCUGACCUGACGAUGGGAAACUGUGCUGCUGUUGGAGAAGACACUAUUGCUCAGGUCUUGAUUUAUGAGACAGAACUGCAGGAUUGUCUCAGCACAUUAACGCGGACAGAAGAUGCCAUCAUCUACACCUUCACCAUGAAUUAUGCUCCCCAAGCUCUGGGCUCCUCCCCUGUGGUGAGGACCGGCGAAGCUACUGUAAUUGUAGAAUGCCACUACCCAAGGAAGCACAAUGUGAGCAGUCUGGCUCUUAAUCCCGACUGGGUGGCCUUCUCUGCGGUUAGAAUGGCACAGGAAUUCUUGUACUUCACUCUGAGACUCAUGACUGAUGACUUCCAGCAUGAAAGACCAAGCCCCCAGUACUACCUGGGAGACACCAUCAACAUUGAGGCUACCGUUACGCAGUUCUUCCACGUUCCCCUCCGUGUAUAUGUGGAGAGCUGCCGUGCUAGUCCACCUGUGCCCAAGGGCUUCAGGCCCAUUGGCUAUUCCUUCAUUGACAACAAUGGGUGUUUGCUUGACGCUAGGCUCACAGGCUCUCAUUCGAUGUUCAUGGCUCGCACUGCGGACAACAAGCUGCAGUUCCAGUUGGCGGCCUUCAAGUUCCAUGCAGUUGACAAUGGCAUACUGCACAUCACCUGUUACCUGAAAGCAUCGUCUGCUUCUCAUGCCAUCGAUACUGAACAUAGAGCUUGCUCCUGGAACAACGGGUGGUAUGAGGCAGGUGGAGAUUUAGACGUGUGUAGCUCUUGUGAAAAUGUAUCUGGACCUGUGCAACCUUCACCUCCACCUCCUUCAGAUCCAAAGGGAGGAGCUGCUUAUCCUGAAAGGAAGAUUCGUGAUGUGUCCAAAAGUGGAGUUUUGGAAUGGGAAGGUGAAGUCACCCUGGGUCCCAUCCACAUUGCAGAGAAGAUGGUUGUUUGAGUCGUUAUGUAAAAUCCACUCCACCUUCUCUGUCUCAGAUUGCAAACAACUUAGUUUCAAAUAGCAGUUGGUCUAAACAUAGUUAGCUUGUGUCAUCUUGAAACUCUACAACAAUGCAGAAAUGUUGGUUUGUUUGAAUAUGUAAGAAACUUAUUCUGUCAAUGAUAAUGUCAAAUUAUUAUUAUUUUCUAAACACAUAGUAUUCAGUUGAAACAACAAGUGACUACAAGCUCAAUCAACUUUGCCUUAAAAAACAAUGUUUAGAAAAUUAGAACAUGCCAACAUAAUUAAACAACUUUAUUGUCUGAGUUGAAACUAAGUUAAUCUUCAUGUUGAGGUAACUUGCCUUUUAAAAGCAGCGGGUGAUCUUUCAUUAGAAAAGAAAAGAUUCUCUUCAUAUUGUUUUAAGACCUUUCAUUCAAUCAUCUGGUCAGCGGCGCUGUGACAUAAGCUCCCUCUUUAAAAAACAGCAUUGGUCCUGAUACAACAGUUAAGCAAUAUUGUGAAAUCAUUCAACAGCCAGUCUUUCUUUCUUUUUCUGCCUUUUUUAAUAUACACACAUAAAAUACUACUCCCACGGUGCCCAUUGUGUUUACCCUUGUAUAAUUGUGAAAACACGCUUUGUGUGCUUGCAUUGAGGCUGCUUACAGAAAACAAAUAGUCUCCCGCAGAUUAAACUCUGUUGCCAGUCUGGUUGAAGCCAUAUCGAUUUGCAGCAUUUCACUAAAUGUACUUUGGCAAAAACAUGGGUCUGACAUGCCAUGCGAGGGCAAGUACACCUAACCCCGGGUCAGCCUGACCUUGUUGUCACCGACACUUUUUUAGUGUAUGUCAAAUAACUAUCUUUUCUUUCUUGCUUUUAAAAAAUGAUUACACUUUUGAUGCUAAUUUUUAUUUCAUUAGGUACAUUAUCUUCACAAUGACUUUUUUUCGGCUUGAAUUAGAAUUUCUACACACAGUUUGUUUAUUCUUUUCAAAGUGGAAUUGUAUGCAUUAAACAAAUAAAAAAAAUCUAAACCCAACUAAUGAA
Molecule: messenger RNA, 2350 nt
Organism: Pungitius pungitius (ninespine stickleback)
Lineage: Eukaryota; Metazoa; Chordata; Actinopteri; Perciformes; Gasterosteidae
Product: zona pellucida sperm-binding protein 3-like
Exons: 8
Coding region: 64-1320 (418 amino acids)
Source: RefSeq, a predicted model, not a curated record